Trichobilharzia regenti is the source of this 1782-nucleotide messenger RNA. The record is from the annotation of a GenBank genome assembly. Lineage: Eukaryota; Metazoa; Platyhelminthes; Trematoda; Strigeidida; Schistosomatidae.
UAACUGAAGCAGAUUAUUUUCAUGUCAGACCACGAUACACGCACAAAUUGAAGGUUAUUUGCAAAAUUGGUUUAAUCUCUAUAAUCACGAUUAUUUUCAUUUCUGUAAGUACAAAGUCAACUGAUCUCACCACACUUUGUUUUUUGCCUCCUGAUAUUAUCCGAUACGUUGGAUACAAAUAGCACCUAGCUACAAACAAUAAUCACGAAUCUUAACACCGAAAAUCUUUUGAUUUUACUGUUAUCUGCGAAUAUACUCGACUUCUGAUAAGCUGGAAAACAUUUUCAUUAAAAUGUAUUUUCAUUUUUAUAUUAUAUCUUUCUUAUCUUUAAUAAGAUGGAUAGGAUAUUGCUCCUUAAAUUCAAACCUAACAGCUGCAAUGUUCAUUGGUGGGAAUAUAGACCCGGAAAUUUAUAUGAAUAUUAGUGAGAUAAUACGUAGAGAAGGCUAUAUAGUUGAAGAACAUGAGGUUAUUACUGAAGAUUAUUAUAGUCUGUGUUUAAUCAGACUUUACAAGAACAAAACAAGUCAUAAGAGGAACAAAGUCAUUUUAUUACAACAUGGACUACUGGACUCAUCGCAUGCAUGGACAAUGAACUUGAAGAAUCAGAGUCUAGCAUAUAUUUUAGCUGACAAUGAUUAUGAUGUAUGGCUUGGAAAUAGCAGAGGUAGUACAUAUUCCAAAAAGCAUCAACGUUUUGAUUCAAGUCAAGCAGAGUUCUGGGACUUUACUUGGCAAGAAAUGUCUAACUAUGAUUUUCCUGCUACAAUUCAAUACAUCCUAUCCAUAACAAAAGUAGAAAGACUUACAUACGUUGGAUUUUCUCAAGGUUCACUUAUUGCUAUGACAGCACUGGAUGCUUUCCCAGAACUACAACAAUAUAUAAAUUUAUUUGUAGCAUUUGGCCCUGUUGGAUACUUUGCAAGUGUCGAGGGCGCCUUCCUUCCACUAGCUCAAAAUUAUAAGAUGCUUCAGUUCAUGAUGCGUUAUCUGACGAAUGGUGAAAUACUUCCUUCCAAUGACAUUUUAAAAUUUCUAGGGAAGUAUGUUUGCGGACUGGACCCUUACCUUUGCAUGUCAGUCAUUAAUAGUAUUGCUGGAAACGAUGGGUCCAACACUAAUCUGACACGUCUUCCACUGAUAAUCUCACAUUCCCCGGCAGGGACCUCAAUUAAAAAUCUUGUCCACUUUAGUCAGAUGAUCAAUAGUGGUCAGCUACAGAAAUUCGACUAUGGAGCUAGGUUAAAUAGACAAGUUUACGGACAGAGCAAACCACCUGAAUACACUUUACAAAAUUUUAAUGUCCCAACUGUAAUUUAUCACGGAGGAAAUGAUUUCUUAUGCACGAAGAAGAAUGUUGAAAGACUUAUGCGAAAAAUCAAUAAAACUGUUAUUUCAAUAAACUAUAUUCGUAAUUAUAACCAUUUAGGAUACUUCUGGAGUACUGAUGCCGUAAAUGUAAUCUAUUUCUCUCUUCUUAAAUUACUACAAAAUUAUUAAUUUCUUUUCCAAAAUAUAUUAAAGUAUUUUUGAGCAAAUUAAAAGGAUUUGAUUACUAGCUUUUUAACAUGCGGUAGUUUUAAAAGUGAUCUAGAAUAUCUUUAAUUGAUAAUACCUUAUGGUCGUCAAUACAAUGUUUUACUGGGUCGACUUCUUAGGAGUAAUUUAUUCUUUAUGACAGUCUUAUUAUGUACGAAGUCUGCGCUUGGUGACAAAAUAUUUAGUUAUUAGGCCCAAUUUACAUUAAGCAUUGUUCAUGCUAUCUAUCUAGUAUGUUUUAG